AUGGAUGGCCUACCCUCCAAUAAUCUAUCUUCAACCUCCCUCGAGGAGAGCCUGAUGAUGAACUACAUGGCAUCACAGCUGUCAAAAAUCGUUGUGUUCGGCCCAGGUUCAAAUUGCACGCUCGAAAUAUGCCCCCUUGACUGGAGCGUCUACAAAUACCGGCCGUCGCUCUCUAUCAACGCCGGUUUUCUCACCCUCUUCGGUCUGGCUAUGGUCAUACAUAUUUAUCUCGGUAUCCGUUGGCGGAGCUGGUGGUUCAUGGCUUUCAUGAUCUCCGGUUGCGUAUUCGAGAUGAUCGGAUAUGGUGGUCGAAUCAUGCUCUACAAGAAUCCGUUUUCUUUCCCCGGCUUCUUGAUCCAAAUCAUCUUCAUCACUGGAGCUCCUGUCUUUUUUACCGCUGCCAUUUAUGUUACCCUGUCUAAAACGCAAGUACUCCUUUGUUCAUCGACCAAUCUUGAGCGGGAACUAACCAUAAAUUAUUGGAUCAUUUGUAGGAUCGAACACUUUUCGGCAGCACUAUCACGGAUCAGACCCAAGCUAUUCUAUUAUUUCUUCAUCCCUGCUGACAUUAUCUGCCUUGUUUUGCAAGCAGCCGGCGGUGCAGUGUCGACUGUGAGUCGAGGUGUUAGCCAGAGGGGAAUUGAUAUCGCAAUGGUAGGGCUCAUUCUUCAGGUCACUGUCCUUGUCGUAUUCAUUGCGCUUUUUGGCGACUACAUGGCGCGAUAUCUUCGGUCACAGGUCACGCAAAGGUUUACAACGACAGAGACAUCGUUUUUCAUCUGCCUCGCUUUGGCAACCGUGUUGAUCUUGGCGCGGUGUGCGUAUCGCUGCUAUGAGCUGAAGGAAGGCUAUACGGACUCUGAGCUGAUCACUAACGAGAGCCUAUUCAUUGCAUUGGAGGGGGGUUUGGUUUAUGCGUCGUCACUACUACUUUGUAUUGGGCAUCCUGGUCUCAUCUUUCAUGGGACAGGGUGUGAAAAGCUGGAUGACGAUGAUGUUUCAGGUGACCAGAUUCCGCUGGAACGAUUUGUGUACAGGGAGCCAGAACCGGAGACGGAAAUUGGAGUGGCCAAGUAG
Messenger RNA from Clonostachys byssicola, 1077 nucleotides. NCBI's taxonomy places the organism in Eukaryota, Fungi, Ascomycota, Sordariomycetes, Hypocreales, Bionectriaceae. The record is from the annotation of a GenBank genome assembly.